GGCCUUCAAGGUGUACUUAUCUUGGUAGGAUCUCAUCCAGCUGCUUGAGUUGUUUGGUACCAACCCAUUGAGCUACGGUACCUGUUCAGUUCCACAGAUGCGAGGCCAUCUUGCGUACUCUCGACAUCCAACAGUUGCUCGUAUCCCAAAGUUGCAUCGCGCCUUUUUGGCGAUCUUAGGCCUUGACCGUGUGACGGAAGUAUAAGGCGAUGCUCCCGGCAAAUUCUUGACUUGUUCUGGUGCUUCACUGAACCUCUUGUGUCGAACUUUCAUCCCCGAGCAUACCCACGCGACAUCUAUUAGGAUACAGUCGCUACGGGAUACUUUCCUGGGAUCUCAAGCGAUAACUACUACCGCAGUCUACGUCUGAUUUCAGCAUGAAUCCACCGACUCCCCAAAGCACUGGCGAUCGAAGCACGGUGUCAUCGAAACCAGGACGGUUACGAAACGCCUGCAACGCGUGUUGUGCCGCCAAGGUCAAGUGCUCAGGUGAGCGCAUGGGUUGCGCUAGAUGUCGUGCUACGGGCUCUAGCUGCCAGUACGUGGAGUCUAAGGCUGGAAAAGUCCCAGGAAUCAGAGCGAAGAAGAGACAUACACAGUCUCACGAUAGAGGGGACUUUCAAAGCACCAAACCAGGCAACACUCCUCCCCUUGAGCCUCACACGAGUAAGGCACCUGACGCAGCCAUGAGCUUCGCCGAAUCCAACCCAAACGAUAUUGAUUGGAGCAAUGGUUGGGAUAUCGAAGGCACGGAUAUGAACGACGAUAGCUACACUCACACAGCGUCUUCGAUAACUGUCUCACAGACUGGGCACAGCAGCGCAUCAGCUGGUCCAGAGAUGACACCACCAAGCACCGCGUACGAAGAGACAUAUGCAACGUCUCUUGCCGAUAGUAGCAUGGAAAAUUUCGAACUUUUCCUGGCGACUUCACAACCGUCCUUGCCCGAGGAGACGGCAGAUACUCUUCGCGUCGAAAUCCUGCCUAUAUGCCUAGGCCUUCGUCCCCGCAACGAAACCGAUAGCCAAUGCCUCCUGGAAUGCUGUCACAUGUUGAGCGACCUCGAAAAUGUCAUCGUAGAUGAAGUCAAGGGCUCCAAGAUAAUCCUCGGGAUGGUCAAGCAGGCCCUCGACCGCAUGGCCCAUUUCAUCGAGCUACAGCAAGACUCGAGGAAUCUACGUUGUCGCAUGCUUUUUGACACUUUGAUGUAUCAAGUGGUGGAACUACUCGAGACUUGCUUGUCAUCCGCCACUACAGACAAGGAACGGCUAGGAAGAGGGUUUUCGGCCAUGGGUUCAUUCUCUGGCCUAGGGUACGGGGACUACACCAUGGACGCAGAGGAGCAGUUGGCCUUUCGGACACAAGCCAUUCUUAAGGAGGUCAGGCACGCCACCCAGAUUUUAGAGGGCUUGAAACGUCUGGCAAGCCCCAGGCCGGCCGACGGUUGCAAUCUCAGCCAGACGUUCUCUCUGCAUGAUUGCCAUCGUGACCUACACCUUCGCUUCGAUGAUAUGACUACCCGAUGGUCAAGUAAGCAAUAGGCAAGACAGAUUCUAUGUGUCUCUACCUAUCCAAGUCUAAACAAGCAGCACUUGCGGCGGCGUUAGAGCCAGGCUGCAGCCUUUUGCUGCGUCCAGGGGACUAGACGUCUGCCGUAGGGUCAUAGGUAUUAACAUAUUGAAAAAAGUGUUUUUAAUAAAAUUUAAUAUAUUUCAGAGGCUGCAAAUGUCAAAACUUGGAGUGCCCUGUCGUCACCCACGCGUCCAAUCAUCUCAGGAUCCUAGCAGACCUCAUGCUUUAGGUUAUUUCUAUCGCCCC
Xylaria bambusicola is the source of this 1818-nucleotide messenger RNA. RefSeq lists its product as uncharacterized. The coding region runs from base 378 to 1541 and encodes 387 amino acids. The record is from RefSeq and is a predicted model, not a curated record. Gene Ontology annotation, cellular component: nucleus. The transcript has 5 exons. NCBI's taxonomy places the organism in Eukaryota, Fungi, Ascomycota, Sordariomycetes, Xylariales, Xylariaceae. Gene Ontology annotation, molecular function: sequence-specific DNA binding; zinc ion binding; DNA-binding transcription factor activity, RNA polymerase II-specific. Gene Ontology annotation, biological process: positive regulation of transcription by RNA polymerase II.